Molecule: messenger RNA, 1011 nt
Organism: Eimeria mitis
Lineage: Eukaryota; Apicomplexa; Conoidasida; Eucoccidiorida; Eimeriidae
Product: programmed cell death protein, putative
Exons: 8
Coding region: 1-1011 (336 amino acids)
Cellular component (GO): cytoplasm
Source: RefSeq, a predicted model, not a curated record
AUGUCAGGUGAAGCGCCUGUGUUCAUCGGGUUCCUCGGCGACCUAGUUCCUGACGGCGACAAGACAGCGGCAGAAGCCCUAAGCAAAUUUGGGGGCCAGCCGGUUUGGAUCGAUGGCAAUGUUCCGGAGAGUUUCCCCUUCAUCUGCUCCCACUGCGGUGCGGAGCUUGACUUUGUUUGCCAAAUAGCAACGCCAUACUGUGCAAAUAAACGUUGUCUUUAUCUUUUCGGGUGCCACAAGCAAACGACAUGCGGCAAGACAGCUGACGGCUGGAUGGUUGUGAGAGGCGUUGUCGAAGCGCCUGCAUCCGCCAAAGUUGAAAAGAAACUCCGCGAUAAUUUACCUGAGCACCGGUCACAAGGGAAUGACGCACUUUCCUCACCGGAUUCAUCUGACUGGCUCCAAGCGGCGUUCGGCUACACGGCCUCUGCUAGUUCGUGCAGUGACAACGGCUGCCGGCAGAGUGGGAAGACCUGCGAACCAGAAGCAGCGUCUUCACAAAAACCAGGAUGCACUGAAACGCCACAAACGGCGAAUGAACUGAUGCCGGCAUUUUUCGUCCGUAUUGAGGAUGAACCCCCAGACAACUCUCAGUUCGACGCGACAGGAGUGCGGGCACGUCAGUUACAGCUCGAGUACGAACAGCGGAACAGUAUCGCCGAGGGGGAAGAAUAUGAAGAAAGCCCUGACAAAGUUUUUCUCAAGCUGCAAAAACGACUUUCCAGGAGCCCUAAGCAGGCAAUCCGGUACAGCUUUGGAGGGAAGCCCCUGUUCAUAUCACCUCCUAAAGGGAAAGCAGCAUCCGUUCCUCCUUGCCCGCAUUGCGGCAGCGAUCGAGUGUUCGAAAUGCAGCUUGUCCCAGCAGCUGCUGAAGAAAUUGAAAAACGGCGUCACUCGGCCGGGGCAGCGCCUGUCGAAUGGGGAGUUGUCGCAGUUUUUACGUGUAGGAAGGAUUGUAUUCCUUCUUCCAUCUACACUGUUGAGCACGUCGUUGCCCAGGAAAUAUUAUGA